GGCCGGGCGGGCGGAGGGCCGGGCUGGGCCGGGCAGCGUCCUGGCGGGCGAGCCGCGGGCCUGGCGGGAGCACAGGGCCAGGCAGGCCUCCUCAGUGCCAAGAUGAGCGUCACAUCUUGGUUCCUGGUGAGCAGCAGUGGCACCCGCCACCGGCUCCCGCGUGAACUCAUCUUCGUGGGACGUGAUGAAUGUGAACUCAUGUUACAGUCCCGUAGUGUGGACAAGCAGCAUGCCGUCAUCAACUACGACCAGGACCGCGAUGAACACUGGGUGAAAGACCUAGGCAGCCUCAAUGGGACGUUUGUGAAUGAUGUGCGCAUCCCAGACCAGAAGUACAUCACCCUGAAGCUCAACGAUGUUAUCCGCUUUGGCUAUGAUUCCAACAUGUACGUGCUGGAGCGUGUGCAGCACCGACUUCCUGAGGAGGCACUCAAGCACGAGAAGUACACCAGCCAGCUACAGGUGAGCGUCAAGGUCUCUGCACCCAAGAGGGGUGAUGCGCUUCCAGACCACACACCCUACUGCGAGUCCUCACAGCCCAGGCCAGAGAAAGGAGACAGAAGACAUGGAGCAGAGGCGGUAGCUUACCGCACUCCGCUGUAUGGGCAGCCCUCCUGGUGGGGUGAGGAUGACAGUGGGACACCAUCUGAAGACCGGCACCAGGAGGAGCCCUACUCAGAGCGUCCCAAGGACCUGGCACAGCAAGACGGUGAGCUGGAGAGCCGCCGUGCUCCCGCUGAGCCACCAGACUACUCGUUCAGACGGGAGCCCAGCUACUUUGAGAUUCCUACGAAGGAAGCACCACAGCCACCACGGCUGCCCGAGGUGCCGACCCAGGAAGUGCCCACAAAAGACCAGGAGGCAGGUAUUGGUGGGACGGCCCCUGUGGUGCAGAGCCAUGCCUCCUUCACCAUUGAGUUUGAUGACUGCAGCCCAGGCAAGGUGAAGAUCAAAGACCAUAUCACCAAGUUCUCCCUGCGCCAGCGGCGGCCUCCCAGCAAGGAGACCACGCCUGUGGAGAUGGUCUCGGCAGAAACCAAGGUGGCCGACUGGCUGGUGCAGAAUGACCCAAGUCUGCUGCACCGGGAUGGCCCAGGGGAUGACCGCCACAGCACCAAAAGCGACCUUCCUGUCCACACUCGUACUCUGAAGGGCCACAAACAUGAGGAUGGCACACAGAGCGACUCAGAGGACCCCUUGGCCAAGACUGUUGGAGCCCCAGCUGAGGGCAGUGGGGAGCAGGUGCGGCUGCAGAGGCAGAUCAAAAGGGACCCUCAGGAGCUGCUGCACAACCAGCAAGCCUUUGUCAUUGAGUUCUUUGAUGAGGACACACCCCGUAAGAAGCGCUCACAGUCCUUUACACACACCCCACCUGCAGACCCCAAGGCUGACAAGCGUCGGGGUACGGGGACUGUUGACAGAGAACGUCCCGGUGUCGCGGUCCGUGCCACAGGCAGCAGCUCAGGGCCACAGAGGGCCAGCUCGCUCAAGCGAGAGAAGACUGAGGAGCGGCUGGGCAACACUUCUCCUGUCCCCCGGGCCUCCACCCGCCCCUUCGGCAGUGUGGGGCGCCGCUCCCGCCUGGCCCAGGACUUCAUGGCCCAGUGUAUGCGGGACAGUUCCCCAGCCACGAGGCCUGGCCCUGAGAAGACGCCCCCGGUGCUACCCACCCCUUUGACACCCCGAGGGGCCAGCCCUGUGACCCCCUCGACCACCCCACCGCCUCCCACUGACCCCCAGCUAACCAAGGCACGUAGACAGGAGGAGGAUGACAGUCUUAGUGACGCAGGCACCUACACCAUUGAGACGGAGGCUCAAGACCAGGAAGUGGAGGAGGCCCGGAAGAUGAUCGACCAGGUUUUUGGGGUGUUUGAAUCUCCUGAACUCUCUAGGGUAUCCUCAGCUACCUUCCGCCCUGUCAUUAGAGGUGACAAAGAUGAGCCCAGUGAUGGAGGCGUGGCCCAGCGGAUGGCUUUGCUGCAAGAGUUUGCUUCCCGAACACCAGGCAUGGCUCCCCAGAUGGAGCAGCAGAAUCUCUUGGUCCCAGGUUCCCCUGGGGGUCAGAAGUGGGUUUCCCGAUGGGCUAGCUUGGCUGACAGCUACUCAGAUGCUGGCUUGGCAGAGGAUGGUCCUGGGCGCAGACCCGGGGAGCCUGAGGGGCCCCUGCCUGUGACUCGAACUCGGCGUCUGCUCCCCCAGUUACCCAGCGAUAGGGCUGACAGCCCUGCAGGCCUUGAAGCUGCCAGGCGGAAUGGCCCAGGGCCACCAGAGCUGGGCAGUGAGCCAGCAAACUGCCUUAUAGGCCAGGAGGACCUGGACCCUGAUAGUCUCAGUGAUGCCAGCGGGUCAGAUGGCGGCCGAGGCCCAGAACCAGGCACAGAGCGGCAGGAGGAUCUAGCAUGGGUCAGGGGUCGGCGCUCACCAAGGGCCCCUGGGGAGCCAGCCCCUACCUCUUUCUUCAUUGGCGAUCAGAAUGGGGAGGCCACCUUCCCCAAGAAAUCCUUUGUGGCUCCUGGGGAAGUGGAUGGCCCGGGACGGGUAGUCCAGACCAGCCCUUCAGCAAGGGACGGCCUUUACGUCAGUCCCAACGGGAGGAUGGUGAUCCAGUUGUGCAGUGGUCGGUCCCCAGAGCCUGACCCAGCCCCACCCAAGGAGGCUCUGACCUUUGCCCGGCAAGAGAGUUUCACUAAGGAGCCAACCAGUGGGCCCCCGGCACCUGGCAAGCUCCCCCACAUUUCUAGCCACCCGCUCCUACAAGACUUGGCUGCAGCCCGCGCCUCACGCAUGGACUUCCACACUCAGGACACCCACCUGAUCUUGAAGGAGACUGAGACAGCCCUGGCAGCCCUGGAGGCCCGGCUCCGCUCCAAGUCUGCAGAUGAGUGUGAGGGGGGCAGCACUCCUCGGCCUCCAGAGGACUCUCUGUCUGGGGACUCGGAUGUGGACACAGCCAGUACCAUUAGCUUGCUCAGUGGCAAAAAUGGGCCCAGCCCAACAACCCCACAGACUCCAGGGCCACAGAAGGAGAGCCUGCUGUCUCCACCAGCAGUACCAGACCCCGGGGGUGCUAGCCUGGGCAGUGCUCGAGAGCGGCUGUCUGAGAGACAGCAUCGCCCACCGCCUGCAGACUUGGGCCAUGGAGAUCCAUCAAGGCGCCUGGCUGUGCGGCGAGGCCAUGGGUCUCGAGGGUCCCUGGACUGGCCUGAAGAAGAGCGAGGCUCUGGCCUUGCCCACCUGCCCAAUUCUAACCAUGAGACUCCUGAGGCUACUGUGGCAGGUCGACAGGGGCCUCGCCGGAAACCAGUGGCUCCCCCACCAUCCCCAGCUGCUCGGGAGGAGCAGAGCCGCAGUUCCACUACCGCUCAGAAGGUGCAGCAGGCACUGACUCGCUCCAACAGCCUGUCCACCCCAAGGCCCACCAGAGCCUCCCGACUCAGGCGGGCCCGUUUGGGUGAUGCCUCAGACACUGAGGCUAUGGAUGGUGAACGAGGGACCACAGCCAACCCUGAACCAGCAAAUCGUACGGCUCCUGAGCAGGCCAAGAAACUGACACGCUUGGACAUCCUGGCCAUGCCCCGGAAGCGGGCAGGCUCCUUCACAGGGCCCAGUGAUUCUGAGACUGCCCCUGCCCGUACCGGCUUCUCUGGUCGCAGUGCUGAGCUCUACAGCACCAGCCGUAAGCCCACGAUAGCCGAGGCCCGUGCUGCUGCCAAGAAGGCUGCUGCUACUGCUGCCAACGCCGGCCCCCGCCAGCCCUUCAGCCGGGCUCGCCCGGGCAGUGCCAGAUACUCUUCCAACACGCGGCGCCGGCAGCAGGGUUCGGAUUACACGUCCACCUCUGAGGAGGAGUAUGGAUCCCACCACAGCUCCCCUAAACACACACGCUCCCAUGCUUCAACAGCCACACAGACCCCGAGGGGCAGCGGCUCUGCCCGGGCUCGCUCCCAGGGCCCCCGAGACACAGACGAUGAUGAGGAGGAGCCUGACCCCUACGGCUUCAUCGUGCAGACAGCAGAGAUUGCAGAGAUUGCUAGGCUAAGCCAGACACUAGUGAAGGAUGUGGCCAUCCUGGCCAGGGAGAUCCAUGAUGUGGCUGGAGAUGGGGACUCACUGGGCUCCCCGGGACCCACUCGUAGCCCAUCUCUCGGGAAUGUGCCCAACACCCCUGCCUCAACCAUCUCAGCCCGGGAAGAGCUGGUGCAGCGCAUUCCAGAGGCCAGCCUCAACUUCCAGAAAGUGCCACCUGGCUUCAUGAGCUCUCACAACUUUGACCAGAACAUGAAUGACAGCCUCGAGGAUGCUCUGGCCAACAAGACAAGGCCUCGGAACCGUGAGGAGGUGAUCUUUGAUAAUCUGAUGCUAAACCCGGUGUCCCAGCUGUCACAUGCCAUCCGUGAGAACACGGAGCAUCUUGCUGAGAAGAUGAAGAUCCUCUUCCAGAAUACAGGCCGGGCAUGGGAGGACUUAGAGGCCAGAAUCAACUCUGAAAAUGAAGUGCCCAUCCUAAAGACAUCCAACAAGGAAAUCAGCUCCAUCCUGAAGGAACUUCGACGUGUACAGAAGCAGUUAGAAGUCAUCAAUGCCAUUGUGGACCCCAGCAUGAACCUCGACCUACUGAUGGGAAACAGGGCUCCUUCAGGGUCUAGUCAGCCAGGACUUGGGAAAGCCCGGCCAGCAGCUCAGAGCUCAACUUCACCUGCCUCGGUGGACACCUUGCUGCCAGCCCUGCCUCUCAGGAGCUUCCCACAACGGGCAAACUGCGGGCCUCCCGGCCUCCCGGAGCCUGCCUUCCUUCCUGAUGCUGAGAGGUUUCUGAUCUAAGCUAUGAGGCAGGCAAGGCCAGCCUUCUUAUGCACGUGUGUCCUGUGCAUCCAUCCCAUGGCCCACCUGCUUGGCUGCAGGCGGUUCUCUGUGAAAAUCCCAUAUGUGCCAUAACCCCACGGAUGGGUGCCUCCCAUUCCCAGCCCCCUCUUCAGCCAGCACCCAAACCACUUCAUCCAGCUCAUGGCUAGCCCACCUCCACAGGCCUCCUAGCCUAGCCCCUGGGGUGUCCACUGCCAAGGGCCAGCUGGUGAGGCACCAUAUUCACCUCCUGUCAAUCACCAUUGUUUUUGUCAGUAGCUUUAAAGGAAAGAGUACUUUGCUCCCUUGCAGGAACUCCCAGGCCCGGCUUAGGUCCAGCUCCAGCCUGGGAGGCCCUGUCUCAUCCCUGUGUGCUGGCUCGAGGCCAGACAGAGAAAGGAGCUUGACCCUGGGGCCAGUCAGUGCCAAACACAGAAGCUAGAUGAGCUUGGCAUGUCCCCAGACUGUCCAGGAAGGAGGCCACUUGCCUUGUGGCUCCCUCUGAGUGCAUGGCCGGAGCUGCUGCAGACUCUAUCAACCUGGGUGGGUGAGUGAUUUGAGGAGGUAUUGGGGAAGAAAUCCCGUGCCUCUAAGCCCUUGGUGCCAACACAACUGCCAAACCCACUGAGUUUGGGUGCCGUCCCCAUCAAGCUCUCUGAGUGGAUUCAUCCCAACUAGGGACCCUGGGCUUCCUUACAGUGGGACUGGGUGUAGCUGGGUGGGCCAGCAACCCUGUUGGUUGUGGUGAGUGCUUUACCAUAGUGGCAGAAAAAGAGAUUUGGAAGCUCCUGGUUUUGUGAUCUAAACCAUGUACCUGCCCCUGCUGUCCCAGGUGGUGUGGGCAGGGAGUGACCUGCAGCAGGCUCCUGUGGCCUGAUACAUUGUGGAGGCCUGGCAGGGACAGGCCCGCUACUGGUUAUGCUUUCUCAGGAUUUGUUCGGCUGGGGCCUGUUGGGUGAGCAGAGUGUGGCUGCCCUGCUGCUGCCCCUUGCUGAUGCUUCUGGAGGCGCUAAGCCAAAGAGCCCGUCGGCUGGAAUGGGGUGGGGAAAGCCCCUCAUUGACCAGGCUAGCAUAGCUGUGCUCUCCCGUCGGCUGGAAUGGGAUGGGGAGAGUCCCUUGUUGACCAGGCUGGCAUGGGCAUGCUCUGGGACCUGCCUGAUGUUUGUGUGAGUGUUGCUCCUGUGCAGGACCUGGGAGAGGUAGCUGGGGUGGGGGACCCAGAGCCCUCAGGGUAGCAUGGGUCUCCCUGUUUACACUUAGCUAUUAGAGUCAUGCAUGGGUCCUGUGUGCCUCUGCCCAGCCCACCUGAUGUUUACGUGUGUGUGUGUGUGUGUGUGUGUGUGUGUGUGUGUGUGUGUGUGUGUGUAGAGCCUGCUGUCUGUCUGGAGGAGGUGCCAGCUCAGCCUGUUGGCUGCCCCCCCGCAUGUCCCACAUAUUACCCACGGCCUGCCCCCCCCCGACAAGUAAGCAGCUGUCCUGCAGAGUCUAUGCCUCCCACCCCUGGUCAUCACUGUGUAAUUUUUUUUUUUAAUGCACAAAUUGGUGUUCCUUUCCACAUUUAGUUCUUCUGUCACUUUAACCUUCAACCCAGCAUUGGUAUUGUACCUGCCUGGCUUCUGGAGGGAUCUCUGUACAUUGUUCUCAGGCGGUCUUGUGGAUGUCUUUCAGAAAAUGGUUAUUUUAUAUGAUUUGUCAUGGAAUUUGUUCUAAUAAAUCAUUCCUCCACGUGGCAGCACACCAGUGUCUGCCGCCUUGGCCCUCUU
Arvicanthis niloticus (Nile rat) is the source of this 6605-nucleotide messenger RNA. The record is from RefSeq and is a predicted model, not a curated record. NCBI's taxonomy places the organism in Eukaryota, Metazoa, Chordata, Mammalia, Rodentia, Muridae.